Polychytrium aggregatum is the source of this 1452-nucleotide messenger RNA. Its product is annotated as Rrp15p-domain-containing protein. The transcript is spliced from 5 exons. Bases 195 to 1253 code for a protein of 352 amino acids. Gene Ontology annotation, cellular component: preribosome, large subunit precursor. Lineage: Eukaryota; Fungi; Chytridiomycota; Chytridiomycetes; Polychytriales. Gene Ontology annotation, biological process: maturation of LSU-rRNA; maturation of 5.8S rRNA. The record is from RefSeq and is a predicted model, not a curated record.
GUGAGUGAGGACAGGCCGGGGUGGAUUCGGCCUGAUCGAACAAGCCGGGGCGGAUGCAGCGGAAUUGAUUCAUUUGUGGUUCCAGCCGUUUUUUGUUUUUGAUCACACCAUCUAUUUCGGCCCCAUCACCCAAGGCCGACCACCGAGGCCUAUACCAUCACAUUCCCAUUGCCAGAGUCCAGAAUCGACGCACGAUGGGCCCCAAGAAGACCAUGACCCUCGCCGUCUCGAAGAAGCGAAGCGCUCCUCCUGCGAAAGCCCGCUCCGGAGGGACACCGGGAAGCAAAAAGAUCAAAACCGAAUCGGCCGGCCAGUCAUCUGGCAGCGCCAGCCAGAGCUUGGACAGCACAAAGCGUCGCCGGGAGGUCGACGAUGCCGACGAAAACGACGACAAUGAUGAAGAGAACGUUGAAGCCAUUGACGAGAGUGAAGAGAAGGUGGAAGCUCCGGUUGGAUUUGUGGACUCGUUUGACUUUUCCGGGCCGGUCGACGACAAGGCGGCGGACGAGGCCGGUGACGGCGAUGACAUCGACGGUGCCGACGACGGUGCCGACGACGAAGGCGACGAGAGCGAUGACUUUAUCGACGAGCUGGACGAUGAUCUCGACGAACUCGAAGGGGAAGACCAGGACGGGGACGAUGAUGCAGAUGCAGAUGAGGACAGCGAUGUGCCUGAUGGCCAGCUUGUAGAGAAGCAGCAAGACGACAGCAAAGGCAGCAAGCUCGCAUCAGCCAUCGGCAGGAUUCUGUCCAAGAAACUGUCCAAAGGCGACAUUGAUCGCCCCAUCCUGGCCCAGAAAAAGGAGAUUGAGCGAGCCAUUGACGAAGAGAAGCUCGAAUCUAAAGCGACCCGGACAAUCUCGGUACAGAAGAAAGCCGAGCUGGAACGGGGACACGUCGUUCCAGAUCACACAACCACCGACUACGAGAAGAAGCUGAGAAAGCUGGCCACCAAGGGUGUCGUCCAACUGUUCAAUGCCAUCCGGGCUGCUCAAAAGUCAGCCGAUGAAGUGAGCACUGGUGUCCAGAAGAACAACCAAGCCGUCCCGGUUGUUUCAAAAAGCAGCUUCCUAGACAUGAUCAAGCGCCCGCAAAAGUCGGCCAGCGGCUCUACGGAUGAGACUCCCAAGCAGUCACAGCCCGAUGCAUCAAAGAAGGACACGCCGGGCGGCGGGGUGGCGUGGACAAAGUCGGACUAUAUGCUCCAAGCUCCAAAGCACUGGGACGAAUCGGAUGGCGAAGAGUCUGCGUAGAGUGUGUGGUUGGCUUUGCAGCCAGUUUGGGAGGAGGUGAUCGAUGGGCCGAGCCAUUCUGAGCGAGGAUUGAAUAGAACCUCCGGUAUCACGUCCCCGCGAAAUGAAACGAGCCACAGACUUUGGAUCAUCGGUGGCGAUUGUCUGAGCUGUGGAGAAAUACAUGCUCACCCGCUCGCCUCACGCAGGCAUCCCAUAU